Messenger RNA from Paramecium octaurelia, 675 nucleotides. The record is from the annotation of a GenBank genome assembly. Lineage: Eukaryota; Ciliophora; Oligohymenophorea; Peniculida; Parameciidae.
AUGUGGCUGCUGAUUACAAUUAAAAUUAAUUAGCUGAAUCCUCAAUUGGCUGAAAAGUUGAUGAUAGCAUAAAAGCAUCAAAAGAAGAAAAAAAAACCACUAGUAGCAAAGAUAAUCAAGAUAGUUGAUCUUUUCUCUAAUAAAUGUUAGUGUGAUAUGUAAAUGCAAUAGUAAAACUAGAAAUUCAUUUGCUUAUGUCUAUGAAGUAGAAGGAAUCACCUCCAAGAUUAAUUAUAAUACUCAAAGGAGUAUGAAAAUCUAAUGGAUUCAAGAUGUAAACAUCUAAACCAUCCCAUAUGACCCAGUAUUAGUUACAUGUUUUAUGGACUAUUAGAGGUUGUUCAUCAGUAUUUAGCAAUGGCCACAACUGCUAUUUAAUUCACGCUAUCAAACGAAGUAAUAACUUCAAAUAAAAAUUAGCCUGCGUAAGAAAAUCAUCUUAGUUCUACCAAAAUUAGUGUUACCAUUUCUACAUAAUAAAUUUUGAUGUAGCCACAUCUGUUUAAUUUAUGUCUUUAUCCAAUGUCGUUGAUCUCAUCUGAAUAAAUAUAUGAAAUUGUUCCUAGUCCCUAUUUGGCAGAGAUAAAAUCAUUCAGUUUUCGGAAAGCAAAUAAGACUAGUUCUUACUGUUUUGGAAAAUAAUGGGGUAUAUUAACUAAUUAAUUAGAGUUCUGA